GUACAUGUAUGGCGGCAACGCCCGUCGCCGUACAACUCCCGCGUGAUCCGGUUCGACGACACUGCCCGGCGGGGAGUUUGACUGGGGCGGUACAUCUGUCAAAGAAUACCUGCGUUAUUCUGUCCUAAGGCCAGCUCAGCGAGGACAGAAACCUCGCGUGGAGCAAAAGGGCAAAAGCUUUUGUGUUAUGAGAGCAGAACGUUCAAACUAAUCGGUAGAUAAGUAGCUAAUCGUGCAGUUUAUAUACACAAUGUUGUUAGCUUUAUUAUUGUUUUCUUCAGUAUUCGAAGCGCUCUGUGACAGUACUGAUGGUGGGAAAGCGCCACGGAUACUUCUUAAUGAUGGCAACACCAUGCCCGUUUUGGGGCUAGGCACGUUUUUAGGUUUUGAUGAGAAUGGGCAAAAGGAAGUAAAAGAGAACGAAGUUGAACUUCCCGUGCUGUGGGCUGUUAACUCUGGUUACAGGUUAAUAGACACGGCUGCAACGUAUCAAAAUGAGGAACAAAUCGGUCGAGGUCUUCAGAAGUCAUCGGUGCCGAGAGAAAACGUUUUUAUAGUCACCAAGCUUGGUGUGAAUGAACAAAGACAUGUUAUAGAUUCUCUACGGGCGUCACUGGCUCGUCUCAACACGUCAUAUGUGGACCUCUACCUUAUUCAUUUCCCCGUGGCGUUUAAGCCUGACCUUAGCGGCUUCGAUGUUGUGGACUACUUAGAUACGUGGAAGAGCAUGGAGGAAGCGAAAAGGCUCGGACUGGCGAAGUCUAUCGGAAUCUCCAACUUCAACAUCAGCCAGAUCGACAGGCUCCUUGCCAACUGUGAGAUUAAACCAGCCGUUUUGCAAGUAGAAGUUAAUUUAAAUCUGGCGCAAAAGAAACUGUUGGAGCGCGCGAAGAAGGAUAACAUAACUGUAAUGGCAUAUUCGCCAUUUGGGUCGCUUUUUAGCAAAAGCGAAAUCCCACCGCCUCCAAGGAAGGACAACCCUGUUCUUGUCCAAAUAGCCAACAAAUACGGAAAGACCACGCCGCAAAUAGUUUUGAGAUAUCUGAUCCAGUACGGCGUUAUUCCAAUUCCUAAAUCAGUUCGCAAGGAGCGUGUGGAGGAGAACAUCAACGUAUUUGACUUUGAAUUGACGCCUGAAGAGAUGAAGAAACUAGCUGAGUUCAAUAAGGACUACAAAAUCGUUUUGCCAAGCUUCUGGCAGGACCACCCCUACUACCCUUUCGAGAAAAAAGAUGUGCCCGAUCCAGAUCUUUUUAAAUGGGGCCAAAAGACUGAAUGAAUAAAGUUUAAACAUAAUUAAUAUGUAAUGAAGUGAUUGAGUAUAUCUCUAUUUUUGUAUUGUGUCCUUUUUCAGAUGUUACAGAAGUGCUUUUUCAGAUUUUUCGUUCUGUUUCUUGUAAAACACAUGUGAAAACCUUUGCUUUUUCCUAAUAAAUAUCGCUUUUUUUAUU
Messenger RNA from Parnassius mnemosyne (clouded apollo), 1451 nucleotides. Lineage: Eukaryota; Metazoa; Arthropoda; Insecta; Lepidoptera; Papilionidae. The record is from the annotation of a GenBank genome assembly.